CCAUCUCCCAACCUCGCACCACCACACACACAGCCGCAGCCAUGGGCAACGGAAACAAGGCCAACAUGAAGCGCGAGCGCAACGCCAAGAACGCCGCCGCCAGCGAGCCCAAGAGCCAGCUCAAGGCGAACCAGGCCGCGCUCAGCGUCAAGUGCGCCGUGUGCAUGCAGACGUUCAUGUCGACGGUCCGCACCGCCGCAUUGCAGGAGCACAUCGACGCCAAGCACCCCAAGAAGGACGUGGCGACGUGCUUCCCCGGCUUCACCGGCCCAUGAAGCAGUGUGCAGGCCGCCUGCGCCCGUUUCCUCCUCGUCACUCGAAUGCCCCUUCCCUUGUACUAUGGCUCUUUCUGGCACUCCCUUCACCCUUAGACAUGCACGGCUUCUCUGUCGCGCCUUCUCAUGCAUCACGUUUCUUGAAGACCAGAUGACAUUGGAGAC
This is a messenger RNA of Tilletiopsis washingtonensis, 440 nucleotides long. RefSeq names its product DUF1909-domain-containing protein. The record is from RefSeq and is a predicted model, not a curated record. NCBI's taxonomy places the organism in Eukaryota, Fungi, Basidiomycota, Exobasidiomycetes, Entylomatales. The transcript is spliced from 5 exons. The coding region runs from base 42 to 275 and encodes 77 amino acids.